Molecule: messenger RNA, 1112 nt
Organism: Monodelphis domestica (gray short-tailed opossum)
Lineage: Eukaryota; Metazoa; Chordata; Mammalia; Didelphimorphia; Didelphidae
Product: olfactory receptor 10T2-like
Biological process (GO): G protein-coupled receptor signaling pathway
Cellular component (GO): membrane
Molecular function (GO): olfactory receptor activity; G protein-coupled receptor activity
Source: RefSeq, a predicted model, not a curated record
CAGCUUCUCUUUUGGGAACCAAUGAAGAGACAGAACCAGAGUGGGAUCACUGAAUUCAUCCUCGUGGGCUUCUCAAGUUUGGGAGACCUACAGAUUUUGCUUUUCUUCAUCUUCCUGCUGGUCUAUUUAACCACUUUAAUGGCCAAUGUCACCAUCAUGACUGUCAUUCGCCUGGACCGAACCCUCCAUACCCCCAUGUACUUUUUUCUUUUUGUCCUUUCCUGCUCUGAGACCUGCUACACUUUGGUCAUCAUCCCCAAGAUGCUAACAAACCUGCUCUCUACUGACAAGACCAUUUCCUUCUCUGGCUGUGCAGCCCAGCUCUACUUUUUUGUAGGCUUGGCUUGCACCAAUUGCUUUCUGAUCGCUGUAAUGGGUUAUGACCGGUAUGUUGCCAUCUGCAACCCUCUCAAUUACAUGCUCAUUGUCAGUCGAGCAACUUGCAUCCAGCUGGUGUUGGCCUCUGCCCUCUGUGGCUUCAUGAUCUCUGUGAUUGUCAACAUCCUUGUGUUCAGCCUGCCCUUCUGUGCAUCAAACCGAGUCAACCACUUCUUCUGUGACAUCUCUCCUGUCAUCAAGCUGGGCUGUACUGACACAAAUAUGAAAGAGAUGAUCAUCUUCUUCCUCAGUAUUUUGGUGUUGUUGGUCCCCUUUGUGCUGAUAUUCAUCUCUUAUGUUUUCAUUGUCUCCACUAUCCUCAAGAUCUCCUCAGCUGAGGGGCAACGAAAGGCCUUUGCCACUUGCAUCUCCCACCUCACUGUGGUCAUUGUCCACUAUGGCUGCGCUUCUUUCAUCUACCUUCGUCCUACAUCUCUCUAUUCUUCAGACAAAGACCGAUUGGUGGCAGUGACCUACACUGUGAUAACCCCAAUGCUCAACCCCCUUGUCUAUACUCUGAGGAACAAAGAAGUAAAGACAGCCCUAAGGAGGGUCCUAAGCAGAUACUCUCUUCCCAAAAGCAUUUGAAUGGUUUGGGAAUCAGUGAAGCCUCAGCCUUUAUGGGACAUGGGAGAGUCUUCAGUUUUGCCUGUGGAGUAUCUGCCCCAUUUUCUUCAAAACCUCUCGGAACAUGAACUCCAUGGAGAUCUAUUGUAACUUCUAGUUGUGCCUUC